CCAAAGGGUUGGGGCUUGCUGAGAGAGGUCAGAACAAGAAACAUGAGCCUGGGGGAAGGGUAAGUGCUGGUGAAGGAGAAGACCUUGUGGCCUGAAAUAUACUCUUGAGUUGAGAGUGGAUUUCAUUCUCUUUAUUCAGCUCAUAGUGGUGAGGAGGAAUAUGGCCUAACUGGGCAAAGAGCAAUUGAACCUGGGGAAGAUAGGCAAAGGGGAUGUGGGGGCCUGGAGAACUGAUAUUUAAAGGAUGAGCAGGGGAGGCAGGAAUCUGCAUUUAUUCCAGAGACUUCCAUUUAUUCCCCCAAAACAUCAGGUUCUAGAUUCACUCUGGAAAUUCUCCUGGCCUCCAUCAGACACCUUGUUUGGGAUAAGGAGGAUUUCUCCUCCUGCAGAAGUACAGGUUCCCGCCCCCCCAAAAUCCAUUUCCAUAUCAAUUUACCUUCCUUGUAAGUGUUCCCUGUUCUGUGCACUUAACUGCUGAUUUAUUAUUCCUUCUGGUAGAUGGUGGUCUUGCUAGUUCUCUCCACUUUGAGAACUCGUUCUGGUUGGCAAAGCAAAAUUAUGAGUCUCAGUAACAUUGUCCAGGGGUCUCAUAUGCAUCCACUCUACUAAAUCCCCCCCCUCCUGAGUCCUGUGGGUGGCAUCUGAGAGGCUUAUAAAUCGAGAGGUUUUUUUGAGCUUCUCAUAGAAAAGAGUUGGAAACCUAGGAGAGGCCUACAUAGGAGCCAUAAAUCCUGCUGCCAUGAACUGGUUGUCUUUAAGAUUCCAUAGGGCAUUCCUAGGAUCUGCAGUGUGGCACCCAUUGCACCCUCAGGUGCCAUGCCUGGCCCAUCCCAUAUUUUGGUUUUUUUUAAAUAGUGUAUUUUAUCAUCGUUGGAAUGUCUGGCAGGAAAAUGAUUCUCACCUGCUUACCGCUCUUUCCUCUAAAUGCUUCUAGGGACUAGCAUUUUUGUUUGGUGUAUAUUUUGCCUAAUUUUCACUAGCUGUUAGGGGAGCAGUUCUUUGCCCUAAUUUUCUUUUUCUUGUAUUUUGCCUUGGGUUUUUUUGUUACUGUUUGAUCUGAGGACAACCUUGUCACUGAAUCCGUAGGCAAUAGGCAGCAGCAUAGUCGCGUCAGGCUUUCUGUCUUUUGCUGAUUUGUACUUUCCGUUAGGAGUCUUUGCAGUCUUGUAGCAAUAGCCCCAUAUUUCUUGAAGAACAUUUCCAAGAUUUCUCAGUAGGUUUACGGCCAUGAAAAGCUCUGCUUGAGCACUUUGCCCUCUUAGUUUGCAGCUGUUGAAUGGCUCAAGUAUAUCAUUCCAGACUUCACACAAAAUACCAGCCUCCAAACUGUGCUUUAUGUCCCUCAGGAUCUUUGCACCUGACAUUUGAGAUUCAUCUUCCUCAAUUCUCUCUAGGGCUCUGAGGAUGUUGGCAUGUAUACCUUCAGCAUCGACACUCUGAGAAAUUUGAGCAUUAGAUACUCGUUUGUCAGUGAGUUUCCACAGUCGCUUCCAGCAUAUUGCUAUUUCCAUGUGGGAUUCAAUCACAUUCAGGCAGAUUCAGCUUGCACAAUUAAGGAAGGUUUGGAACUCUUAAACAACAAAUACACUUUUUGCAAUAAAGAAAGUGAUUGGAAAAUGCACUGGAAAGUGUGGGAUUGCAGUUUCCAGACCAAGCUCCAAGGGGAGUUCCACAUAGAACACACUGCAGUAGUCCAGUCUCAGGAUCACUAACCCUUAGAUUAUAGUGGCAGGAUAAAGGUAAAAGGUAAAGGUAUCCCUGACCGUUAGGUCCAGUCACGGAUAACUUGGGGGUUGUGGCACUCAUCUCGCUCUAUAGGCUGAGGGAGCCAGCGUUUGUCCACAAACAGCUUCUGGGUCAUGUGGCCAGCAUGACCAAGCCACUUCUGGCGAACCAGAGCAGCGCACGGAAAUGCCGUUUACCUUCCUGCUGGAGCGGUACCUAUUUAUCUACUUGCACUUUGAUGUGCUUUCGAACUGCUAGGUGGGCAGGAGCAGGGACCGAGCAACGGGAGCUCACCCCGUCACGGAGAUUCGAAUUGCCAACCUUCUGAUCAGCAAGCCCUAGUCUCUGUGGUUUAGUUCACAGUGCCACCCAGGAUAGCCUAAUCCAAAUAUGUGUCAAGCUGGUGCAGCAGAUGAAGCUGAUGAAAGGCUCGCUUAGCCAUGGGGGGCCCUUAGGCCUCAGAAGUGUAGCAACACAUUGCUACCUUUUUAGAGGUGACUUCUUCCUUAUUUUCUUCUGAAUUUCUUGACAGCUACCAAGUUAGCUGCCUUUCUCCUGCUUGCAGAAAUCCCAGCGACCACCUGCUGAUUGACAACCAUGAACCCCAAACAGUCUUUACGCCUCUUCGGGUUCCUCCUGACAUUUGCCACCGCUCUGGCCACGGAUCUGAUGCCAAGGCAAGACAGCCAGAUAAGUGAGUAACUCACAGGAAGACAGAGGCAGAAGCUGCACUCUGGGGAGAUAUUAAAGGGUGCCUGGAAGGAGAUGAGCAAGAUUUCAAACCUAGGACUGCCCUACGUCUGGAUUUUCCCAGACAUUACUGGGAUUUCAAAGGCAGAAUUGACGUCCAGGGUGAAUUUCCGAAAGGCGGUGCUUUGUCCUGGAUCUUGGGCAAGUCAGUCAAACAACUUUUGGAGUGUCCUGGUUUUUACUUUUUAAAAUAGGGCAACCCUACCAAACCUGUUACUUCAAAGGUAACUGGUUUGGAAGGGACCCGAGGCAUCAUUCAGAUUGACACCGCCCCCCCACCCCCAACAAACCUCAUAACAGGUAUCAACGUGCUGUUGUAUGAACUGCCAACAAAGCAAAUGGGUCUCAUUGCUCCCCCUGGUGGAAUUUGCUUAUAGCAACUCAAUUGUUCAGCAGGAAACACAUCCCCCUUUUUUUGCUAGCUACAGACACCAACUCAGCAACUGCACUGCACCUGCUCUGCUACCACCCAUUAUCUUCCCUCCACAGUGUCUAGCUGCACGUUGAAUGCAUGACACCCCAGACUCAGAUCCACCCUGCGACUUUUCAAUUUCACCUCCUUCCUUCCUUCCUUCCUUCCCAAGUGUCCACCCAGUGUUUCAUCGCCCCCUCUGAGGCCUCCGUAGCCCCCAAGCAUCCAUAUAGGGUUCCCAGUCUGAUGCCAGCACCAGUAUUGGUGGAUGGAAAGGAGGAGUUUGAGGUGGCCCAGAACUUGGACUCUUGACAUCGUCCAGAACUUGGACUCUUGACAUCGUCCUGGAAAGCUGCAAUAUCUCACUGACUGCAAGGGCUGUGGACCAAAUGAUCAGUCCUAGGAAGCUAAAGUGCAUGCUCCAAAGGUGGUGACUCAGUUCCACAAACACUGCCCUAACAAAGCCAGCGCCUGAGGGUGGCACGUGCCCCUCUAACUGCCAGGUUUCAAGGUGCUUCUUUCAAAAUGGCGCCAGGCCAUGUCUUGCACCGAGUACACUGUCCAUGUUUUGGGACGGAGGUGCGGCAUAUGCACAUAUAUACCACCAGGGCUGGGCAAUAUGUGGUUUUCAACAUUGCGAUAUAUAUCACCAACUAAACAUUGCGAUGCAUCGAUAUAUCACAGUGCCUGAAAUAAGGACAGAGCUAUGUAAAGGCACUGGCUGGCUUCAAAGUUUAUCUCACAUUGCGAUUUUGGUAUAGCACACACACACACACACACACACACACACACACACACGCAAGCACCAUUAUUCACGAUAUAUAGCCAGGUCAAAAAUUAUGAAACUGAUAUCAUGAUAUGGACUUCAGACCAUUUUUGGAUGAUAUAUUGAUAUGCUGUAUCACCCACCCCUAUAGACCACCCAAUGUUCGGCCCCUGUAAGACAUCUUCAGCAUAAAGGAACAAAAGGCACACCCUGACUUCGCCUCUGGCGACCGGGAAGCAAGAAAGCUGAGCUCCACUAGCCACUGAAAACCAGAACUGGCUACCCAGUCCAUCAAAAUGUGUGGCUCUCUGGUUAAAAGCAGGCCAGGUUAUCUACCUCCCCACCCCCACCCCCUGGUCAGUUGGCAUUGCUUGCUGAAAAUGUACCUAACAUCUUUUCCCUUCCUCAGGGAAACCUCGACCAAUUAUUGCACAAUACCACCAAAAGGGAGUUACAGAUUGUGCCACUUUUGUCCUGAGCACAGAUAGGAAAACUCUCUAUGUGGGAGCCAGAGACACCGUUGUCGCUCUUGACACUGCCAGAGCUAAAAUCAACAACCAAAAGGGCAUGGUGAGUAAGAAACGGCAAUUCAGAAUAAGAAGUGCAGGGGGAAGACUUGGGGUGGUCUUCUGGUUAGCCCUCCUCUAGAUGACAGCCCUUGUCUUCCCCCACCCACCACUUUUUGGAGAGAUGUUGGGAAGCCUUUUCUGAAAAGGUUUCCUACAUGUGCACUGGAGUUCUUUGCGUUUCAGCCCUCACCCUGGCCAAACCAUUGUUUGCUGUUAGACACCCCAACCAGGAAACUGUGGCUUGUGUGCUUGCCAUCCAAACCGGGUGUGAAAGAAACCACAGCUUGUAGUUGGUUUAUAGUCCUGGUAUGAUGUGCAAUAAAAAAAAUUGUGGUGUGGUCACACCAGGGAAUAUCCAAAUUUAUCAUAGAGGGGAGAAGAGAGAAAGAGCAAAGGCAAGGAUGGGGAAGAAAUUGAGUUCACAGCUUAACGUGAACCCACUCAACUGACACCUUGCCCCAAACAAUGCACAAACUGAAGCACAACUAUUAUUCAAAACUCACGCUUUUCUGAAUUUCGGAAUGUAGUUCUGCAGCCAAAAAGUGUCAAUCAGGAGAACUGUUUGCAAAAUGUGUGUGUGUGUGUGUGUGUGUGUCUGUGUUUAUGUAAACAUACAAAAUGUAUUACAUUAGGCAAAACUGCCCACAACAAUGUGUGCAUUAGGAGAAACUUGCGCUAAAACGCUGGCAUUUUUUGUGAGGACUUCAGAAAAAUAAAGCAUGAAUCAAUACAGAAAUGUGGAAAAUUGAACUUAAGAUUAGAAAAGUAAGAAACGGAGUGAAAGCAAAAUAGAUGGCUUCAUCCAUCCCUAUUGCACGCAGGCAGAAGGCUCAGCCCCACAGUUUGCCAUUUCUGUCAGCUUAGUUAGCGUUUUAUUCGAAUACAGAGACUGUUGCUGGUAAAUAGAGGCAGUCUUUAUUUAUUUAUGUAUUGGCUUAUUUAACAGCAUUUCUAAAUCACUUAAUUAUUUUUUUUCAAGAGAACUCGAAGCGGUAUACAUAAACACAACAUUGAAACAGUAUUUUUUUAAAAAAAAAUCCCAGAUGUGUUAGCUUAAGGCUGAGCAUUUGCACUCUUGGCAACUAUCCUUGUUGUUGUUAUCUUUCUCUAAAGCUCCCUUCUUCUACUUUUCCUGUAAUAGGUACGCUGGGCCCCCACGAGGGAGAUAAAGGACGUCUGUAAACUCAAAGGCAAACAGGAGGUAAUGGGGUGAGGGGUAGAGGAUAAGGGAAGUUUUACAACCUAAGAAUGUGGUGUGCAGGGCUGGGCCACUCAUGGGUCUGGGUGAGGUACUUGCCUCAGGGCGGCAGCUAGGAAAGUUGGCAAAUCUGGUCUCCCAGGAGUGCACCGUUCACCGUUCUCCUCCUCUUCAGCCCACCUCCUGCACAGCCCUCCUGCAGCCACAGCCGCCUCCUCUUCCACAGACCCCCCACCCGGCAGUUGCCACAGCAGCCUUCUCCUCCAGUGCUCGCCUCAGCAGCAUGAGCAGGAGAGGCUGUCUUGUCACGUUCUGAAGUGGAGCAGUACUAACCUAAUGCUAUUACAUCCAAGCUCUAAAAUCUUCUAGCUGCACUGCUGCUUCAUGAUUCUAUGACUAAAUAAAUAGAUCCACCAUCCAUUGAAACCUUCAAGAUCCCCUUUGAGCUUGCAGAGCAGGAAAGGGGCUGGCUUUUCAUGCUUUUUAACAACCUGCCAGUGGAAGCCUCCUCUGGGAUAGAAAUGUUACCUGGAAGUUGAAUCCUGAUUUCCCCCUCUUCUUCUCCACAGAUGGACUGCUUGAAUUUUAUCCGUGUCCUGGUGCAACUGAACGACACACACCUUUACAUCUGCGGGACGUAUGCUUUCAAACCCACCUGUGCUUACAUUGUGAGUUCCUGGGGGAGAGAGAUGGGGGGAUGACAAGGGCCUUCAGUGUGACUGGUCCUGUUCAGUGGGACUCUUAUUCCCAGGGUCAGGGGUUGGGGGACACGGGUGGUGCUGUGGUCUAAACCACGGAGCCUCCUGGGCUUGCUGAUCAGAAGGUUGGCAGUUUGAAUCCGUGUGACGGGGUGAGCUCCCGUUGCUCUGUACCAGCUUCUGCCAACCUACCAGUUUGAAAGCAUACUAGUGCCAGUUGAUAGAUAGGUACCACUGCGGCAGGAAGGUGAAUGGCAUUUCAGUGAGCUCUGGCACUUGUCACUGUCCUCCGUGCGCCAGCAGCAAUUUAUUCAUGCUAGCCACAUGACCCAGAAAGCUGUGUGUGGACAAACGCUGGCUCCCUUGGUCUGAAAAGCAAGAUGAGGGCCACCCCACCCCAUAAUCGCCUUUGACUGCACUUAACCGUCAUGGGGUCCUUGACCUUUAACUUUAUCUUACUGUAUGUUCAAGCCCUACAUUGGGCAAAGAGAUUCCUGCAUUGCAAGGGUUUGGCCCUUGUGGUCCUUCCAACUCUAUGAUUCUACACAAACACGACUGGAACAGCAUUCCUGCUGAGAUACCUGUGCUUUCCAGAAACAGCUGAAGACAAGCUUUUCUAGCUGUGUGAAAAUGUGCCUGUCAUCAUGGGUGUUGAUUUAGUAUUGUGUUUAAACUCAUAUUCCAUUGUUUUCAUACAGUCUUUAAAACUAUUUUAACUUCUGCUUCAUAUGAUGAAUUGUCUUGAAACAUAUAUGCAAAAGAAAAUUCAUAAAUUAAUAAAGAACAACUUCAGUCUCCAUAUUGAAUGAAUGAAGAGGUUAUAUCAGGGGUCAGCAACCUUUUUCAGCCGUGGGCCGGUCCACCGUCCCUCAGACCAUGUGGUGGGCUGGACUAUAUUUUUUUGGGGGGUGGGGAUGAACGAAUUCCUAUCCCCACAAAUAACCCAGAGAUGCAUUUUAAAUAAAAGGACACAUUCUACUCAUGUAAAAACACGCUGAUUCCCAGACCGUCCAUGGGCUGGAUUGAGAAGGUGAUUGGGCUGCAUCCAGCCCCCGGGCCUUAGGUUGCCUACCCUUGGGUUAUCUAAAGCCAUGGGUAGUGCCAGGAGCAGGUCAGUAAUAAAACACCUGGUGUCUGUGAAGUUGACUCUUUAUGUCACCUACCCACCCAUGAAACUGGAGUAGCCUAGGGACUAAGAGGCUGAGCCAUAAGACCGCAGAUCCCUGGUCCAAAUCUUGCUUUGCCAUGAAGUUGCUAGACAAACCUUAAGCAAGCCAUUCUUGUUCACACCUCAUCUCCCCCAUCUGUAAUAGGGGAAUAACAGUCAGAGUUUAGUCAGAGCUCAGUCUCACCAUCUUCCAAACAUAGAGCCCAUGUGGCUAAAGGAUUCACUCUUGGUUGGGAAGAUCUGAGUUUGAGCCUCAUCCAGCCACAAAACUUACUGAACAUCUUUGAACCAGUUGAGCACUCCCUCUUGACCUAACCACGAAAUUGUUGGAAGGAGAAGAACAAAGCAAGGGACCAACAUAUAGCACCCUGAACUCCUUGGAGGAAGAGAAGACCCGUGCUCAAAAUGCAACAGAUAUAAUUAUGCAUAGUGAUAUUAGCAGGAAAUGACACAUCCCAAAUUCUACAGCAGUCGGGAUGCUUGGUUUUUGAAGCACACCAUCCCAUACAUUCUGUUCCUUUUUGUCUCUUCCCUUUCCUUUUCCUGUCUUGCUAGGACCUACAAACAUUUGCUGUGGUGACUGAUGCAGACGGCAACCUCCGCCUUCAGGAUGGGAAAGGUGUCACCCCCUAUACUAACAAGUAUAAGAACACAGCAAUUCUCAUUGGUGAGCCAUAUGGAAAGGGAAGGGAUCCACUUCCUUUGAUAUUGAAUGUUUGCAGCACCCCCUAAUGCCCCCUCCUGAGCCACUUUCCUGCCCCCAUGACUCAUUGCAAAGGCUCUCGUCCAGCCUCCCACAACUGAGUGCCCUUCUGAUGUUUUUGGACUACAAAUCAUCUGUGUUGGCUGGGGCAGAUGGGAGUUGUAGUCUUAAACAUCUGGAGAGCAUCCUUCUGAGGGAAGCCCCGGACUGUCUCCUUACUAUUUGAAUGCUAGAAGGGUAUUUGUUCUUAUUUAAAUAUAUGACUAGCCCCAACACUAACCACUACAGCACACUGGCUUCCUAGAGCACUUCUGCAAUGAGGCAGCUAUAUAAAUCAAGUAGGUAAAUAAAUAUGGGGAAAGCAAAAUAUCACUCAGAGAAGAAUCUGAAAUAUUUUCCUUGAAGCUUGAAUUUGUUUUAUUCUGGAUUGUUUCAUUUGAUAUUUUGAUGUGUUGUCAACCACGUUGAGAUUUUCUCUCUAUUUAAAAUAUAAAGCAGUAUAGAAAUAACAGGAGCAGCAGCAGCAACAACAUCAACAACAACAACAACAGUAUGUGAAGUGGCAUGCUGUGUAUUGCACAGAUCCAUGCAGGUGCCUUUCACAUGGAUGUGCACUGGAGACAAGAUAUCCACUUUGAGAUACAACUACAGCCCAUCCAUGAGGCAGACUGAGGCAGCCCCCUCAGGCGGUGGAAUCCAAGGGUGGCCUUCCUCAACACACACACACACACUGUUGUCUCCAUUAGAGAAGCAGCUGCGGCACCUUCUAGGAAGAGAUCUCACAAGAGCAUCAUAAAAUAUUAUGAGAGCCCUUUGAGAUCUCGCUGCAGCCGCAUGACCCUAGUAAGCAAGACUUGUGGGGCGGCAAGGGGGGGCAUGUGGCACAUGCAGGGCACGCUUUCUCGUUUUGCCUUAGGUGGCAAAACAGGAUGAGCCAUGUCUGUGUAGUGGUCCUGGGGAGAGAGCUUAUCAAGGUGAGAAAAGCACACUCGCUGCCAAGAUCUAUAGCCAUGCAUCUCCAGGGUAAAAAUGGGGGCAGUGUAUUACCAGAAAUCCAGAAAGCAGGGACUGUUCCUGGGAAAGAACCAUCUUCUUUCCUGUCUUUACUCUGCAGAUGGUGAACUUUAUGCAGCUACCAAGAAUGACUUUCAAGGGAUAGACCCUAUCAUCACUCGUACCCUGGGCAGCAAGACAAUUUUGAAGACAGAGCAAUGGAUGGAAUGUAAGAGCAGGUUUGGGGCACUGAGGGAGUGGAAAGUUUCUUAAUCAUCCAAAUAGAGUCCAGUGACUCCCACUGCCCACCACUGCCUGGUCACCUGGGCAGCUGAUACGUUAAUGGAUUGGUCGGACGCAGAGGAAUGGAGGGAGGAACCAGCUGGGGAACCACCAAGGAAAAAAGGCUCAGAGCCCGGGGAGUUGUGGUAGGACAAAGAUGAGUGCUCACAGGGAGAAAACUGGGAAGAGGAGGUGUCGGAAGCUGAGGAGGCAACAGGGCUUAGUGAGCAGGAAGAAUCUGUAACAGAGAGAAGUCCAGAAUAGAGGCAAAAGAUGAAGCAGGGCAGGGGGGAGCCAAGAGGCAGAGAUGAGUCCAGCUGCUGAAGGGCCAUGGGUGUCUCCCCCUUCUGCUGCAACAAGCUCCCCUCCCCACUUGUCUCCCAGAACCUGAAGAAACUUGAAAAGUGUGAAGGAGAGUCUCUGAUUGCCUGGAAUAAACCCUGGAGAUGAAGGGACUUAGACAGCUGUGGGGAGGUGAAAGCUUUCAGUCUUAGCAACUGCUUCAUGGGGCCAGUACUUACUUAGCAGAGAUGGGUUGUUGUGCUCAUUAGGCCUGACACUUCUGUACAGAGAGUUAGCACCAACUUGCACAGUGUGAUUUACUGCUGGCUGGCUGGCUCCUGACAGUUAACAGGUUGGUGCCUGGAGAAGAUGCAUCUCCUCAACAACCAGCACUCCCUUUGGAAUUCACGCCAGUGGGGUCAUGAACUGAGAGGGUGAAGGGCAUCUCAUGUCUGGUCUUUUUGUGGCUUCCCUCUGCAGCUGAUGCAACGUUUGUGGCCUCCAUCAACAUCCCAACUGCCCCAGAUGAUCAGAAAAUCUAUUUCUUCUUUUCGGAAACAGCAAAGGAAUUCAACUACUUGGAAAAGGUGGUUGUUUCGAGGGUGGCGCGCGUUUGCAAGGUGAGCUGCCUCCAAAAUCAAGGGCACAUUUGAGCUGGGACUUGCUUGGCCUAUUUUUUUAACCCUUGAAUGUCUAAAGGAGUAAGAUGUGAGCAUGUGCAGAGUGGCUGUCCCUUGCCUCUUGUCCUGGCAUAUCUGGAAUUGGGAAAGACAGCUUCCCAGGAAGGAAAUGGAGCUAGAAUUUAAUUUUAAUUAUGCUAAUAUAAUGGAAAGGCCAAGCAUUUGGGGGGGGGCUUUUUCAUUUAGAAAAAAAGGCAACACUAAGGCUGCAGUGGUGGAUAGACUCAAUUUUUCCUCCCUCUUUCAUACUGCUACAAAAUUGAGGGCCACCCCCCUGAAGUAGAUUCAGGGCAAGAUAAAUGAGAAGACUUCUUCAAACAGUAUGUUAUUCUCCAGGGGGCCCCGGUCUCAGGGAUUUCAUCUUCUCACGAAAGUUGCCAUGACCCCCAGGUUUCAGCAGGGUCAGGCCUGGAGUGGGCAGCCUCAGGCAGAUGAUGGUGAAGGAGGAGGGAGCAGCAGAUGGAAUUGGGUUGUGGCAACUCAGGUCGGAGGUUCUGUUCCUUUACUCCCACUAUUAGGGAGAGGGAAGCAGACCCACUAGCUCUGCACGCCACUUAUCCCGCAAAACAGCCUCUUGGGGAACUGGGAAGGACUUGGAGGAGCUGGAGGGGUGACUGAGAUGGAGCUGGGGUGGCAGGACACCACCCCAUCACUGAGAACCUGGGGCUGCAUUUGUUGAUGGGACCAGACACACCUACCUUGGUGAAGCACGCAUCUUAAGUACACCUUUCCUGUAAGGGGAGAAAGUGCCUCAUGAAUAAAGCUUGCUAUGCCUUGUCCUUAGUAGCUUGGUGUGAGGGGCACAACAGCUUGUUGAGACAUCUUUGUUUGCUUUUGUCCAGUCAUGAAAACUGGAACCUGCUGUUAAUUUUUUGUAAUGAGACUCCUGUGCCUUAGCCUACUGUCAGACCUGUGCCUACUGCACACCUGAGUAAAGAUUUCUCUCUUACUUAUGCCCAGAAGCCUUUGUUGUGGUGUUUGGGGGCAGCAGCCAGGGCAGAAGUAGUUGCAAGCAAAGACAGGGCUUCCAGUGCAGCACUCUCCGAACAGAGCAAGGGCAAGUUCAGGGAAUCCACACAGGCCAAACCAGGAACCAGCAGCAAAACCGAGAAACAGUUCAAGGUCAAUAUCACAGGGUUGUCCACAAGGUACAACACCGCAGAGAGGCAUAACUAGAGUUGGGAAGAAUGGGCGAGAGACUGGAGGGUAGUGAUGGCACCAGCUCCUUCCCUUCCCAGGAUCUCUACUAUUCUGUGAUUCUAUGAAAACAGUAAAGCACAAAGAAAGCAAGAACAAUUAAUUAAUUGUUUAAUAGAGGAUUAAUAGAGGAAAAACAGCGAUCAUGUGAUUACCCAAACAGCCAUAAAAGAAUCCCAGGGGCUGUUUCUUAAAAGGUUGCCCCUGUCUUCUGCCCGAAGGCCAACAAAGAGAAAGGGGUUAAGUCUCACAGAUAAACUGGACAUCAGAAAUGAAGAUGCUGCAACAACAAAAGGGCCUGAGGGCAGUGGGAGGGAGGGAGGAGAUCAGGAGGGGCCAGGGGAGGAAAUAAGAGACGACUGGUUUGUCAAUGGUCUUGCUUUUCCAUCCUCUUCAGAAUGAUGCUGGAGGAGAAAAGUUGCUGCAGAAGAAAUGGACGACAUUUGUAAAAGCUACUCUCUCCUGCACCCCAGAGGGGCAGUUACCUUACAGUGUCAUUCAGCACGUAUUUGCCCUUCCACAUCAUGGAGGCGACACAGUUCUCUACGCUGUCUUCACUCCUCAGUGGUAAGGCUGCGACAACUCAUUGUACCCAGGGCUAUUUUGUGCCGUAGCCGCUCAAAAUAAGGAUGGAGAAGAGAUCUGGCUCACGUCCCCUUUUUAACAGAAACCUGCCUAAUCUGCACUUCCCUGAACAGCAGGUGAACUGGAACACAACUAUCCUUUGAAAUCUGCACUGCUCUGAAUUUUGCAAUGCAGUUCAAAAGAAAAAGGAAAAGAAAAGUGUGGGAAAAUGCCCAUGUUGGGGAAGUGUGCCUAAAGAUGCCUAAAUUUAUGAAAGUAAUGUACAAAAAGAAUCAUAAUAGGUGAAAAUCUCUUGCAAAAAAGGAAAAUGCAUCUCUUUGGGGAAAUAUGUACUAAUUACAGACAAUUUUUUUAUGUGGACUUCUUCGAAAAAUUCACAAACAGAUAUGGACAUUGUCAAUAGCUGUGUGUCAAUCCGAACUUUUUCUGUGGUUUAUUACCGUAGAUUGUGGCAUGAGUAAAGGUUGGCAUAACUUCAUAUGAAAAGAGAUCCCCUUUAUGAACUUUUCUUGACCUGGAAACCGGAAGUUGUGUCAGAGCCCUGCAUUGUGGGUGCCCUAUAGUUGGCGCCAGUGCUUGGUAGUGUAUGUAUGAAUACAUGUGAGCGCUGGACAUACAUGUGGUUUCUGACACACACAUUGCAACAAGGUGACAAGCUGAUUUUCACACUGGAAAAGUGAGAAAGCAACAUCAGAUUCAUCCAUCCCUAUCUUGGAAUCCAUUCUUUGGUCCCACAGCGCACUAAACUGUAAUGAAGAUAAGUGCCUCUGAGCAUUUGCAGAGUGCCUUUUCAUUCUAGUGGUGCAGCUGACUUGCCCAUCUCUUUGCAGGAAAAUGGGAGAUCUCUGGAGCUCGGCAGUCUGUGCCUUCAGCCUUGCUGCUAUCAACAAAGUCUUUGAUGAUGGGCAAUUCAAAGAGCAAAGCAGCUUUUCCCAAUGGAUGCCUUAUGAGGGGGAGGUCCCAGACCCUCGCCCUGGCAGUGUGAGUAUCGCUUCAAGCCCUCUUAGAAGGGUGUGAGCAGGGACCAGGUGAACAUGAGCUUCUGGUGGGGAAUGCUUACAAAAUUCUCCUCCUUUCUCCCCAGUUUUGGAGCUGUUGUUCUUCUGGAGUAGAAUGGGUGUUUUCAAAGUCCUCUUAUCAGUGCUUUUUUUCUAGAAAAAUAGGUGCCAGUACUCACCAUGAAGUUGUUGCAAUAAGUGCCACACUUUUUGUGGAAAUGUUGUGGAUAGUAGCAGAGGAUAUACUGAUUAAAUAUUAUCCCUCCUCACUCAUACUAGUGAGAUAGCAGCAGAGCACUAUCCCUUAUCUGGAAGCAAGUUGAUGGAUUCCCUAGAAUCAUAUAAGUUCAACAAUCCAGUCUGGCUUGUCCAGAUUGGAUUGUUCCUGAUAAAUUUCCCCUUUAGUUCCCUCUUAAAAACAAUAAUGACACGACAGUCUUCUUUUAAAAGUAUUGGUAAUUUACUUACAUUCAGUUCACAGUUUUGUCCUGAAGGCAGGCUUUAUCUUGCAGUUACAGUUGUAGAGAAAGGAAGUCUGAGCUAGGCCUCAGACUUUCUACCUUGUGGCUUCCAUCCUCUGUAAGGUUGAGCCAGCAGAAGAUGGUAAAAGAGCAGCAGAAGGGCCAACGAAAGGAAGAUGACUUUGUGACUAGUCCUUUUAUAGGGUCUGCUAGGGUCAUGCCCAUCUACCUGGUCACACACAGGGGGAGCGUGGUCCAGAGCAUGUAUGACAGGAAGUUCUCCCUGUCUGGAGCAACAUUCCCCUGUGUGUCCACUCUAGGAAACAGCAAAUGUUGUACAGUAUUUGGCUGCUACAGUGAAGAUACGUCCCACACUUUUUAACAACAAAAAAGAGGUUCCGGUACUGUGUCCCCUUGAAGUACCCCCUGAAAAAAGCACUGCCUCUUGUUAUUCUGGUACAGUGGUGUCUCGCAAGACGAAAUUAAUCCGUUCCGCGAGUCUCUUCGUCUUGCGGUUUUUUCGUCUUGCGAAGCACGGCUAUUAGCGGCUUAGCGGCUAUUAACGGCUUAGCGGCUUUAAGAAAAAGGAAACAAACUCGCAAGAACUCACAAGACGUUUCGUCUUGCGAAGCAAGCCCAUAGGGAAAUUCGUCUUGCGGAACGACUCAAAAAACGGAAAACUCUUUCGUCUUGCGCGUUUUUCGUCUUGGGAGGCAUUCGUCUUGCGAGGUACCACUGUAACUUGGUAGUAGAGUACCUGUUUUGGCUCUCAAAUGGUCCCAGGCUCCAUCCCUGGCAUCUCUGGGCAGCGCUGGGAAAGACGCCUCCCUGAGAGCUAUUGCACAACAUCCAACAUCCCUGACCAUGGGCCAUGCUGGCUGGGUCUGACGGGGGUUGGAGUCCAGCACGUUCUGGAGGGCACCAAUCUGGUAUAGGAUUUUCCAGUAGAGAGCUAGAAGGACCAAUGAUCUGACUCGGCUUAUCCACACUUAUCUUUUGCUCUGCUCUUUCCUGGCACAGGUCCGCACUUAAAAGUUCAGUAUCCAAGCGUUGUUGGUGGUGUUUUUGCCCCGGAGCUUUCCCUGCAAAAACCCGCUCUUUAGUGCUCAAUUGGAGCAAACGUCUAUUUGGGGUUUUGUGGAUUACUGUUUGCUCCAGUUGAGCUUUAAAGAGCGGGUUUUGGGGAGGAAAGCUACGGAGCAAAGAAAAGGGUGCUCAGACAUGGAGCUUUAAAGCAUGGCCUGUGCCUGGAAACAGUGGAGGAAAAGUAGAAUAAUAGAAUCUUAGAGUUGGAAGGGACCCCAAGGUCCAUCUAGUCCAACCCCCUGCAAUGCAGGAAUCUCAACUAAAGACAGACAUCCAACCUCUGAUUAAAAACCUCCAGUGAAAGAGAGUACAAGUCUGUUCCACCGUUGAACUGCUCAUUGUCAGAAAGUUCUUCCUGGUGUUUAGUCGGAAUCUACUUUCUUGUAACUUGAAGCUAUUGGUUUGAGUUACCCUCCAGAGCAGGAGAAAACAAGCUUGCACCAUCUUCAGUGUGGCAGCCCUUGAGAUAUUUGAAGAUGGCUAUCAUAUCUCCUCUCAGUCUCCUCUUUUCCAGGCUAAAUAUACCCAGCUCCUUCAACCGUUCCUCAUAAGGCUUGGCUUCCAGACCCUUAUCAUCUUGGUCUCCUUCAGUAUAAGGCAGGGGUUGUUUUUUUUUGUCAUUUAUCAUGUUUGGGCUUCUUCAUAGUGUCUGUGUCCUAUUUCCAUGGUUGGAAGCAUCGUGCCUCUAAAUAUUAGUUGCUUGGAAUUUCAACUAAGGGGCGAGAGUGCUGUUGAACUCAGGUCCUCCUUGCAGGCUUCCCAAAGCAUCUGGCUGACCGCUGUGAGAACAAGAUGCUGGGCUGACCUCCAGCUCUUUUCCCAUUAUCCCUGCAGUGUUCCAUCACCCCCACUUCACACAACACCCACAGCUUCAUGAGACAGCACUAUGUGAUGAAUGAAAAAAUUCAGCCAAUCGGUAAUCGACCUCUACUGGUGCAGCCAAAUGUGAAAUACACCCAGAUUACGGUACACGAAGUGCAUAACUCCUUGGGAAGGACCUACUAUGUGAUGUUUCUUGGGACAGGUAUGCUUUUAUGCUCCAGUAGUAGAGAUUGAGUUAUUUGUAGGAUGCUUUCCCCAGCGAGGCUCGCCUGGCCCCUUUGUUACCUAUAUUUUGGCACCAGUCAGUAACAUUCCCCGGGCCUUUGGCUCAUCAAACAAUCUAUGGCUGUUUAAACUGGGGCUGGGUUUUAUUGUUUUCGUUAUGUAUUUUUGUGUUUUUAUAUUGCAAACUGCCCUGUAAUCCUCAGAUAAAGGGUGGUACAGAAAUUUUAAUAAUAAUAACAAUAAUACUAUUGAGCUUUGUGAACUAUUUAUUUUUUUGACCCAAUAAGGGGUAAAAAUGAGGGCUGUGACAUUUAGCCAACUAUAUAUUAGGCUAGGAAUUGUUUGGAUUGGGGGGCGUGUUUAUUGCUGUUGUUGUAUCUUUUUUUUUUAUCUUAUGACUGAUGUGGCAAUUGUAAAAUCUGCUUGUGUGCUUUGGUGUUUCGUUUCUUGUUCAUGACUACUUUUGUUCUGUUUUGCCGUUAUGUAAUUUUUAUAUAUAUUAUAAGUCGCCUUGAGCAUGGUUUUAACUUAGGAAAGAGGCAUGCAAAUAAAACGAUAGAUUGAUUGAUGAGGCGGAAUGAAUCGAUCACAAAUUUUUCAAUUUAAAAAAGUAGAAAUCUCAGAGGCUGACUACCUGUCACCUGCCACAGGUGAACCUCCAAAAGCAGAAGUGAGAAUGAACUGCAGGCAAAGUGGAGUUCAGCUUCCCUCACCUGCUUGUCUCCUUAGCUCUCAUAAGUGGACUCCCACCACACAUUUGAGGAGGGCAGGCCUGUAUUUCAACAAACUGUUCCACCACCAUCGUAUCUAAUUUGACACCUCGGCAUCUUCCCUUACUUUCCACAGACCAGGGCAUCAUUCACAAAGCAGUGAUCGUUGGCAACGAGGCAUACAUUGUUGAGGAGAUCCUGCUGUUAGUGAGGCCAGACGCGAUCAGGAGUCUGCUGCUUUUUCCUGAAGAGGUAGGAAGGCUCUGUUGGCUAGAGACUGGAGCUGCGAGCUUUUAAAAGGCUGUAGCUCAGCCGCAGAGCAUUUGCUUUGCAUACAGAAGGUUUUCGGUUCAAUCCCCAGUAGGGCAGGCAAUGUCCCCUGUCUGAGACCCUGGAGAAUUUCUGCCAGCCAGGGGGAGCAAUAGUGAGCUAGAUGAGCCCAGUGGUUUGAUGAGGUAUUAUUAGGCAGCUUCCUCUUUAUGUCAGUUCUUGAUACAAAAACCAUUGGGAGUAGAAAGUACUUUAUUUGUGGUGAAUGGACACAAUGCUUCAUGUGCAGAAGGCCCCAAGUUCAGUUUCCAGCACCUCCACCUCCAGUUAAGACUGGGAAAAGAUUUCUGACUGAAAUCCUAGGGAGCUGAUUCCCAAGCAGUCAAGAGACUUCACCUGCAUGUGUUCAUGGUGAGUUCUGGCACCUCUUUUCCUAGAAAAAGAGCAGUGCGUGUGUGUGUGUGUGUGUGUGUGUGUGUGUACGUGUAUGUAUUAGUUACCUUAUUGAGAGUUUGGGGUUUUGUUGGGCAGAGUACGGUGCCCUGACUCCUUGCCCUGCUGCCAAACACACACAUCUGCCUUUUUAUAAUAAUAAUAAUAAGAUUAGUUUCCCAUUAAAAACAUCCAAUUAAUAACAAAUCAAAUCCAGUCAUAAUCCAAAUCAAGAAAAAACAACACCAAAUUACAAUCCAAAUUAUUAAUUAUUAAAUUUCAAACGGACUUCCCAUAUUCUGGACUUCUGAAGCAAUCAUCUCACACAAUUAUAUUUUCUGCUUUCUUCUUGUUCUCAUAUUUUUCACAUUCCAAUCUUAAACUCUCUCAAAGUCCUCAGUCCCUGGCUGAUCGAGUCUCAUCAUGUUAAACAGCCAUGUAUCCUUUCAUCUGCCAAGUACAGGUACAGUAUAUAUAUAUAUAUAUAUAUAUAUAUAUAUAUAUAUAUUCCUUCUGUCCAUUUGUCAGUGCAGCUUUUCCUGGCUCCACUCUUAUCUCCCAGUCUGGGCUGUUGACCCAGUAUUCCAAAGUUGUUAUGUUGUUAAGCAUACUGUUCGCUAACAUAUGUAGCAAUGAAGAUAUAAAUCAUUUGGUGAUUGAUCAGCUUUUCCAGGGACCACUCAGACCCAUCUCUGGGCCCUGGAGGGGGGCUGCUAGACACCCGCUUCGCCUUCUCUCUCGCCCAUGAUGAAGAAAAGCAUGCAAACAGAUUCACUGUAUAUUGUGGGAUAUUUCCCAAAUUAUUGUCUCAGAUUGUUGUAGAAUCAGCCAACAAAUGUUUCCUACUCCCUCGAAGAAGGGAGUAAUUCGCUCUUUUUUAUCCUGCGUGAGAGCUAGCAAACGCCAUCUUGGCCGCUCCUUUAUCUUUUGUCAAGUCCGAUUAAAACUGCGCAGCUGAAUAAUUAAUUGUGAACAGAUAUCCACCUGUACUCCAUUUAAAAAUUAGAUCUCUCUAAUGAGGUUCAGCACAUAAAAGCAAAUGUAGAUAUAAAGAAAGUAUGUACCAAUCACCUCCGUAAAUCAAGACACCAUGAUGAGAAUCUCUUUGAAGUCCAAACUUAAACACCACCAACUGUGCAGUUCCGCAGAUUGUUUCCUUUUUCUCCUUCAGUCCAGAAUAUGCCUGUUUUUGGUCAAAUCUUAUUAAUUUUUAAGAAACAGGUGUCCUUGCAUGUAGGAGUGGCUCUGGAGAGUGCCAGCCAUGCUGUGCUCUUAGACCCAGCGCCCCUACCACUCGCACCUUGAUGCGAGCCGACAGAUCACGGGCUAUCUGCGGGUCUGUGAGACAGUCCUCCCCCACCCUGGGGAGUCUGCCAGGGCUAAUUACUCCCAUAUUAGCCCUGGGUUACUGGCACGGCUGGGGUCCCUUCAUGUGGGAGGCAGCCAUUUCCCACAGCAGAAAGCCGGAAGUUGCAAACACACACCCUCUGUCUAACUCACAUUGAUGUUUUGUCAGGCAGGGCCAAAACGCCUCCCUGUAGCUUGUAGUUAAAUGUUUAUAUAACUACAUUUUGAUUUGACUUUUUAAAGCCUGGUGCCUGUUGUUACGAUGACUCCCACAACUUAAUUAUAUACCAGUUGCGGAAGGAUGACCUUUGGCCUGUCAUCCUUUAAUGGGUUCCAAAUAGUAAUGGAACAUCUCUGUCUGUGCAUUGUCAGGGAAUCCUGCAUGUGGGGCAUGGCAAAGGAGUCCUUCAAAUAUCAGUGGCCAACUGUGGCAUUCACAAAAGCUGUACCGACUGCAUUGCAGCGCGAGAUCCAUACUGUGCCUGGAACGGACGCAGGUGCAAAGAAAUCCAAAUCUCCAAUACUAACAGGUAAGUAUUUGUAAGCUAGAGAGCACUCUGUGAAAGCACAUAGAAGGGUUAAGGAUAGCUCAGUCAGUACAGCAUGAGACUCUUAAUCUCAGGGUUGUGGAUUCGAGCCCCACCUAGGGCAAAAAUUCCUGCCUUGCAAGGGGUUCGACUAGAUGAUCUUCGUGGUCCCUUCCAACUCAAUGAUUCUAUGAAAGGAUGAGUUCCUUAGUGGGGAUGGGGAGUUGUGGAAUUUGGUUUGAGUUGCAAAUAAAUGCAAACCUACCUUAUGUGCACUUCAGUUCACUAGGUGAUUUGAAAUGCAGCUGUCUUCGGAUUCUGCAGUGCUGCACACAAAAAUUGUUGUAAUAGUGAAAAUAAUGUACUAUAAUUCAUUAGAUUAGGAGAUUUGGGUGUGUGUGCAUAGAUUAAGCACAAUUGCCUAUAAAAAAUGCAAGUUGGUUGCAAUGUACAUGGAACUGUAUGAAUUUUCAUGCAGACCUUAAAACUGGAAAACACUAAACAGAUUAUUCCAUCCUUUCCUCACACUGAAACCCACACCAUACAUUUAAAGCACCACUUUAACAGACAAUCCUGGGAAGAGAUGUGUGUUAAGGGUGCUGGGAACUGUAGGUCAAUGAAGUCAGGACCUGUAACAAACUACAGUUCACAGGAAUCUUUGGGGGAAGCCUUGACUGUUAAAGUGGAAUAAGACUACUUUAAAAGUAUAAUGUGAAUGUGACCUUGCUAUGGUCCAGCAAGGCGGUUCUUACUUUCCUGGGUCCUUCCUUUCCUUAGGGAUAACUUGAAGCAGGAUAUUGAGGGAGGACGGCCAGAAAUUGGGUGCAGCAGAAGCAGCAGCAGCAGCAGAAGAAGCAGAGCUUCCCCAAGCUCAAUUACUGUGGUGGUUGUGAUGACCUUGGUUUUCUUCUCCUUCCCUGACAAUCUGAAAAUGGAAGGGCCGGGAUGCAGGAGCCUCUCUAAAGCCAAUAAAGCAUCAGGUCAAGAGAAACUCCUGCUUCGUGACAGCCAGAGCCUUCCACAAGGCAGCCUUUGCCAGGAAGCUGCCAACAGCUCUAAGAUCUGCUGUGUCAAAGGUGGUGGUGGAUCUUUUCAGAACAUCCUGGCUAAAAACAACUGCUUGGACUUCGACCUGGCAUAUGGGGAAGACUCCAGAGGCGUUGUGGCAGUAGAGGGAAUCUAACCUGGUCCAGCUUCAUCCCCCUGCAGGAGCAACCUUUUGAGAUCACAACAGCUCACCACAGGCAACCAAACAAAGAUCUUGCCACUAUUGUGAUGCUGUUCUCAAGCACCACAAAAGUAAACAUGCUGUUACCUCUUGA
Molecule: messenger RNA, 20208 nt
Organism: Podarcis lilfordi (Lilford's wall lizard)
Lineage: Eukaryota; Metazoa; Chordata; Lepidosauria; Squamata; Lacertidae
Source: the annotation of a GenBank genome assembly